This is a messenger RNA of Caenorhabditis briggsae, 1065 nucleotides long. The coding region runs from base 1 to 1065 and encodes 354 amino acids. Gene Ontology annotation, molecular function: G protein-coupled peptide receptor activity. NCBI's taxonomy places the organism in Eukaryota, Metazoa, Nematoda, Chromadorea, Rhabditida, Rhabditidae. Gene Ontology annotation, cellular component: membrane. The transcript has 6 exons. The record is from RefSeq and is a predicted model, not a curated record.
AUGAUUUCCUUAUACACCUCUUAUUUUGAUCCAUCCCAAUUCACUAGAGGAAGCAGUUCUCCAUUUUUUCAACAAAUCGUUUUCAACAGUUUGUAUCUGGAAUUGUAUUGUUCAAUUGUUGGAUCAUUUUUAACAGCAAUUAGCUUAAUAAUACUACUUCAAAAAUCGAUGAGAACCUCUUCUAUAAAUAUAAUUUUGGCUGGAAUUGCAGUUUGUAAUUUUGUUUGCAUGGUUAUCGGGAUAAGAAAUUGGUAUUCAAUUCAAAAAUUGAUGGUUCCGUGUGCAUAUCCGAAAUCUUUAAUUGAAUUCCAAUUUGACUGGAUUCUUUCUUGUGUACACGACGCAUUCCGCCGCUCUUCUGCUUGGCUUGGAGUGUCUUUGACAAUCCUCAGAUAUCAAAUUAUCACUGAUAUCUCUCGAAGAAAUGGCAAAUUAGCCAAACCAGGACAUGGGUUGAAAGAGGUCUUUUUGACUUUUUUUGUUGGGUUUUGGAUCAGUUUGCUGUUUUAUUUUAAUAUGGAUAUUGCUAAAAGCGGAAUUUGGAAGCCAGCUUUGGGCUGUGGAAUUUCAGAACAGAUUCCUGUGUACACAUUGAAGUAUAACGCAUUUUUUGAGAAGAACAAUCAUUUCUUUUCAAGGGCGCGAUUGAUUGUGGAAGGAGGUUUUGUCAAGCUUUUCCCUUGUAUCACAUCUUCAAUUUUUACUGGAUUGAUGCUCCGUAAGCUCAGAAAGUCAAUGUCCAGUAGUUCUUCGAAAUCCAAAACCGAUCGAACUUCUUUCCUGGCAAUUUUCAUUUCAACUUCAUUCAUAAUUACCGAAUUCCCCAUUGGAAUUGUAGACCUGUACAAAGCCAUCUGGAAUGUUGAUAGUUAUAGUGAAAACGCCCAAUACAUAAUCCUAAUCUGUGAUGCCAUUUUUACAAUGAAUUCAACGAUUCAUUGUUUGUUAAUAUUUUUUAUGUCCGCUCAAUAUCGACGAACAUUCUGGAACCUUGUUCAAUAUCUCAAUUGCUGUACAGAAAAGAAAAUCUUCCGUGUCACAACUGUUCAAAGCAGCCUUCAAUAG